Vicia villosa (hairy vetch) is the source of this 465-nucleotide messenger RNA. RefSeq lists its product as uncharacterized. NCBI's taxonomy places the organism in Eukaryota, Viridiplantae, Streptophyta, Magnoliopsida, Fabales, Fabaceae. The coding region runs from base 1 to 465 and encodes 154 amino acids. The transcript has a single exon. The record is from RefSeq and is a predicted model, not a curated record.
AUGUCUCCGUACCAAUUGGUUUAUGGCAAAGCUUGUCAUUUACCUUUAGAGCUGGAACACAAGGCUUUGUGGGCAUCAAAAUUCCUUAAUGUAGAUCUUGCUAAGGCAAGAGAGUCCCGAAUCCUUCAACUUCAUGAGUUGGAGGAAUUUCGGAAUCGAGCUUAUGAAAAUGCUAAAAUCUACAAGGAUCAAACCAAGAAAUGGCAUGAUCGUAGGAUCCAAAGGAAUGAGUUUUGGGAAGGACAAAGGGUACUCUUAUACAACUCCAGGUUAAAGUUGUUUCCAGGUAAACUACGGUCAAAAUGGUCAGGACCGUUUGUGAUUCACAAGGUAUUUCCUCAUGGAGCGAUUGAAUUGAAGAAAGAAGCUAAUGGAGAUACCUUCAAGGUUAAUGGGAAAAGACUGAAACUGUAUUACCAAGGCCAAGAGAGUGGCCAAAUUCAUGUUGUUCGUCUCGCAGGAUGA